Suillus bovinus is the source of this 603-nucleotide messenger RNA. RefSeq lists its product as uncharacterized. The transcript is spliced from 3 exons. Lineage: Eukaryota; Fungi; Basidiomycota; Agaricomycetes; Boletales; Suillaceae. Bases 1 to 603 code for a protein of 200 amino acids. The record is from RefSeq and is a predicted model, not a curated record.
AUGGGUCGAAAAGCUAAAUAUCUCACCCUCGCAGAGAAAUCUGCUGCAUUACACAAACAGAAGGCGAACUACACACAGUCCAAGAGGGGAAUAGCUGCUCGCCGACUUCGACGUUCACAGAACUACGCCAAAGAACAUAGCCGCAAAGGCUCGUCAAAGCCAUCCCCAGUAUCAUCUCAGCUCCCACCCUUGCCUCAAGCUCUCAUCAAUCUUGCAACCACAUCCCUUCCAGACAGUUAUCUAUAUCGUUGUGCUUCUCAAAGUGCAGAUAAUCUGGAUGAAUCGGAGCUCCCACAAUGGGACAUUAAUCCACCCUACGCUACACCUCAUCCAUCUGAUACUGCUGCAGAGGCUCGCUUCACAGAAAACCUGGUGCAGGUCAUGCACGGCCGUAACUCGCGCUUGGAGAAGGAACAGUUGCAACAACGUGCACAGAAGUACACUGCAGGAGGAAUGAAUGGUCUAUGUACAGAGUUGAAAGAGGCUAUUGGCACGCUGCUGGGACAGUGGACUGUGAUAGACACAUCAAGAUGGCUCGAUGCCUCUUGCAAUGGCGUGCGCGCACGAUUUAUCUCUAUCACACCAAGGUUCAGAAGAUGUUGA